AUGCAGGAAAAUAAUAUUCACACCUCGUACUCAAAAUACAUCAUUGUGCAUCGCGGGAGUCAGAUGGUGUUUAUUGCCCUCCCGGCGGAGGCAAAGUGGAUAGAGGCCCGUCUCACAUACGCCGCACUAAUGAACUUGGAUCCUCAGCGAACGAUGCUGACGCCCUCAUUCACCUCUUUGAAUAAAGGCACCCCCUCUGUGUGCCCAGACAACGCACCCAUUAGGUGGGCUGCAUCGGAGGCUCUGCAUACCGUUGCCCUCGAAGCGUCGCCGGAUGGCACGUGGACGGCACUGAACAGCAGACUGCGACCACUCGAGUCGCAAAGGUGCGUGGCAGGCGGCUUUCCACUGGCCGUUUCGAAAUAUUUGGGUUCCACGCAGCCUAACGCGCAGCCAAAUCCGUAA
Messenger RNA from Trypanosoma conorhini, 405 nucleotides. RefSeq lists its product as uncharacterized. Lineage: Eukaryota; Euglenozoa; Kinetoplastea; Trypanosomatida; Trypanosomatidae. The coding region runs from base 1 to 405 and encodes 134 amino acids. The transcript has a single exon. The record is from RefSeq and is a predicted model, not a curated record.